This is a messenger RNA of Porites evermanni, 4416 nucleotides long. Lineage: Eukaryota; Metazoa; Cnidaria; Anthozoa; Scleractinia; Poritidae. The record is from the annotation of a GenBank genome assembly.
AUGCCACACGAAAAGGACCGAUCCCUUUCAGCGAAACUAGUUCGUUUAAGGCUUUUUCGUAAUAAGCUGCUUCAUCGAGCUAACACACGUUUUGAAGAAAAGGAAUUUCUGGAUCUCUGGAAAAAACUUGGGGGUAUUCUUUGUUCUCUUGGUCUACAAUCAUCAGACAUAGAAAAGUUGAGACUGGAGGAUUGCGAGGAGAAAUAUUAUUUUGAACUUUUAAAGAAAUGGGCCGACUCAGAGGAAGAUUCCAACAGGAGGUUUAAAGCAAUUUAUGAAAACCAAGUCAAAGCACAGCAGACUCUUCAAGAUACAAACCAAAGAGUUUAUAUAGUAGAACAGAACCAAAUGGAGGCUAGCAAAUUGCAGCAAGUGGACCACAAAACUCUUGAAGAUACACGCCAGGUAGCUCAAGAUACAAACCAAAGAGUUCGUAGAGUAGAACAGAACCAAAUAGAGGCUGACAAAUUGCGGCAAAUGGACCACAGAACCCUUGCAGAUACGCACCAGGUAGCUCAAGAUACAAACCAAAGAGUUCUUCUAGUAGAACAGAACCAAAUGGAGGCUGGCAAAUUGCGGCAAGAAGACCACAGAACUUUUGAAGAUACACGCCAGGUAGCUCAAGAUACAAACCAAAGAGUUCAUAGAGUAGAACAGAACCAAAUGGAGGCUGACAAAUUGCGGCAAGUGGACCACAGAACCCUUGCAGAUACGCACCAGGUAGCUAAAGGUGUACAGCGGUCUGUGCAAGAUACAAAACAGAUAGUAGAGAAAGUUUUGAGAACCCAACAAGAAACGCAGCAGCAGAUCAAGGAGGCAGCUGCAGACGCUAACGAAAGAAGAGAUAAAGGUAAAGAAGAUGAAGCAAUGAGAAAACUGGCAAAAGUUAAUACAGAGAGAGACAUCCAGUAUCACUCUGGGAAAUACCAGGAGGGAACGCGCUUGCGCAUCUUUGAGAAGAUAAAUUUGUGGCUAGACGACCGUACUUCUGAAAAUCGUGUUAUGGUAAUCAGUGGAGGUGCAGGAAUGGGUAAAUCAGUGAUUUCCGCUGUCGUUUGUCAAAAAAUGGAAGAAGCGGGCCGGCUCUCGGGAAUUCAUUUUUGUCAUUAUGACAAGGAACGUAACAGAAACGCCAAGGUGAUGCUUCAGUCGCUAGCUUGUCAGCUGAGUGAUGUUUUGCCACAGUACAAAAAAGAACUUGUUGUAGCAUUUUCAAGAAAUUUAGGUGAAGACGUCAACAACCUAGAGGUUAGAGAACUGUUUGAAUUGCUGUUCUUGGAGCCUUUAAGAAAUGUAGAUGAUCCUGGGAAAAGCUUUCUUAUGGUGAUUGAUGGCUUGGAUGAAAGUGAAUACAAAGGCCGCAAUGAGCUGCUUGAUGUCAUUGCCAAUCACUUUUUUACACUUCCCGUUUGGCUUCGAUUUUGUGUCACAACUCGACCGGAAAUAAAUAUCGCAGACCGUCUUAAAAAGUUCAACCCUGUUCUCCUGGAGCAAGAUGAUGAAGAAAAUGUAGAAGACAUCAGACUCUUCCUUGAAACACAGCUGUGUAGUGUCAUUCAAUCAGGCUCUGAAGAAGUUGUUAUCGAUGCACUGGUCCGAGAGACUGCAGGGCAUUUUUUAUAUGCUUAUUUGAUGGUUAAUUUUAUCAAGGAAAACUUGUCACUUCUCUCCCCCGAGGAGUUAGGAAGAACCUUACCUUCAGGUGUAUUUUCUUUUUAUCAGUCCUACUUUGAACGUCUAGAGAAAGAGUGGAAAAUUGGCGAGGACCAGUUUUUGACUUUUCUAAGCGCUCUGGCGGCUGCAAGAGAACCACUUCCUGUAGACUUUGUUUCUAAGAUGUUGAUUUCGGACUCGAAGCCCCCAUCUGGUCAUCGGAAAGUAAGAAAAGCUAUCGAAUCUAUCUCAACACUUCUUCCUGUUCGUGAUGACUGCAUUGUGUUCUUCCACAAAUCAGUUAAAGAUUGGUUGACGGACAGAACCGCCGACGGGCGCCACAAUUUCUCUGUGGAUGAAAAACAAGGUCAUGUCAUGCUUUCUCAGCUCUGUAUUGGUGAACUGAAUAACGUGAAAAGAAAAGGCGUUCACGGCACAGAAUUCAGUAACACUGCAUUGUACGCCCUACAGCAUGGUGUUUAUCAUACGCUUGAGUCGGAAGAGGUGACAGAGUGUACAAGAAGCUUUGAAGAAAUCGUUAACAACUAUGUCACCGACUUAGACAUUGUAUAUGCAAAGCUUUGUGUAAACAACACGGCUAGUUCUGAAGACAUUAUCCUUACUCAGAAACAAGAAGCUUUUCAGUCAUUGAGUAGUGAGAGCCAAAAAGCCCUCGGCACGUUGUUGUCUCUCUUAAGAAAGUACCAUGGAAGACUUUCGACGCAUCCUAGUACAAUAUUUCAAGUGAUGGUGAACGAGGGAGGGGACGUUUUUGCUGAUGAAGCGACGAAAGUUUUACAGAGUCGUGAAAUACCAUACAUGGAGUACCUUCAUAAGGAAGCUUUGAAGGCGCUGAAUAAGACCCAGGCUGAGUUUCCUUGUAAAUCCGCGGUUGCUUGUUUUGAUAUUUCCCCUACGCAGGAGUUCAUGGUUUGCGAAUGUACUGAUGGGAUGAUUUAUCUUUGGUCACUUAAAACGGGUGAGCAAAGGUGGGUACGUCGGGUUAAGAUCGACAAAUACUACAUUGGACCUCGUGUCCCCUUUAGAGUGGUACCAUACUCAGAUGUAUACUCAUGUUAUCGCUCUGUUGUUUUUCACCCUACUAAGCCCAUUGUUCUUCCUGGAAUCCUUAGCCAUGCUUACUCGUUUAAAGGAAAGUUCGAACCUCUGUUUCCUAGAAGCAACUGCAGAUUUUCUGUUUGUUCAGUUCAUGGGGACGAGAUCAAACUUAUCACCGAUUGCCCUGGCGAUGCUAAAUGCCUUGUCAUGUGGAAUCUUGAAAAUGGCGAAGAGAUCACUCGAACCGUCAGAAAUGAAGAUGUUUUGUCUUUUGCUUGGUCUCCAGAUGGAACGCUUCUGGCAAUUUCCCAUUUUUCGGGACUGGUGUGUUUGGUUGACGCAUUGAAAUGCUUAGACACCACUCUCGCAGAAGUCGCCACCUCUCAACCUUGUGGAAUGAUAAAGUUUACCCCUGACAUUAAAUUCCUUUUUGGUUGGUCUCAGUCAUUUCGAACCUUAAGUUUUCGCUUAAACGUCAUUAAGUUGCCUUGUGGCACCUUUUCCUUGAACGUUUUAGACAGUGAUCUUGUCCAUGAUUCUCGGGAUUACGAAUCAUCUAGCAAAGGUGGAUUCUUGAUGGGAGAUCCUAUGUUUAACAGCAUUUCCUCGGGCGUUUCACGUGGGGGGUUUGCAUUUGUAUUAAACAACCAAAGUGUAUUAAUGGUACUUCCUAACAGCAGGAAAAUUACAAUGCUUAAACAUGAAGAUUACAUGAGGGCCACCUGCCGUUAUCCUGUCUUUUCUCGUAUCUGUCGCAUUGCCUUUGCUUUAGAUGGGAAGACCAUUUAUGGUACCACUGCAGAGAAAAAAGGCGUACAAACUGUGGUAUCUUUGGAUGUGUCGAGUGGAGAUCGUAAAGCAGAGAAGGUGACAAGUACAUUUGAUGUUUUACUUGUACCUGUGUCAGAAGGUGUCCUUUUGAAAGAAAUUGUACCUGAAGGUGUCUUCGUGAGCGAAAUUAAACCUAGGGCGGAUGUUCAGCUGUGGAAUUUUGAGUUGUCACAACAAGUCCGAAGUUGGCCUAAUUUAAGCGAGGUUAUGGAUAUAAUGCCAGUCUCAGACAACUGUGUAGCGUGUUUGGGUAAAGAUUUUGUAAGCAUUCUGAACGUAUCAAAUGAAAACAUAGUGAAGACUAUCCCACUUUGUCAUAAGGGUUUAAAGCCAAAAUAUAAUCCGUAUCAAAAAAGAACCGUAGUAUGUAACAGUAAAUAUCAGCUGCUAUCCACCGCUCCUAGCUCAGUUCAGCUGUCAGACGGCAAAAGUCAACUAUGGAAGAGACCUCUGAGAUGUGCACGGUUUUUAGGUAGCUGGAGCCUACCUGGGAUGUUUUCUCCAACAGAGGAGUUUGUCCUUGUCUCGUCUACAAACUCUCAGUCAAAGAAAGAAGUACUUGUGCUUCAAGCAUCCUCAGGAAAUUAUCUCCGGACGCUAUGCACCGUUGACAGUAUUCUUGGCUGUGCCUUUGUAAGUAAGACGGAAUGUGUUAUCGUCUGCGAUAAUACUUCAGGGAGUUAUUGUCUUCAGUUGUUCAAUGUUAGCACUGGGGAUUUCCUAACGGUACUUGAUAUAGAUUUUAUACCGUCCCCGUGGCUGGCUUCCUGUCCACAAAAGGGUUUGAUCGCUAUUGGCCAUGCGGACUCCAAUUAUAUGUGCGCAGUUAUCCAAGUAAAACUGCCUCGAGACAAAGUAAACUGGGAAACAAAA